GGAAAUAAUUCCUGCGUUGUCGAUGCUCCAGCCAAAAGUCAAUCAUUACUCUGGUGGGAUAUUUUCCUUCGGCACGUAGAGCUUUUUCUUGAUCAACAGGAUCAAUGAGAUGCACGGAGUACGUCCCCAAGAAAGCGAACUCCUUAAAAAUAGGGCCAUAUGUCCGAAACAAUUCGUCCAGCAUUUUGUAUCCUUUGGUAAAUCGCUCAGAUUUCCAGUAAAAUUCUACGAAAGAUUUGAAGUUUUUGGGGCGACCAGGGAUGUCUUGGAAGGGUUUACCUUGAGUUGCGGAUUCCUGAUCACCGCUGCGAUCAGAGACUGCCUCGGUUUUCUGAAAUCUCAAAAGUGAAUUGAAGGGUUUUAACACUUCAAUACAUGGGAGAAGAUUUCUGCGGAGAGCGAAUCUUGACAAAGAAUACAUAAUAAAACCCGGUUUUCACUAAUAGUGUCCGACAAGCAGUCUUAGCAGCAGAAAGGAGGAUAGAUUUGCAACUAUGUUUUUGACAUGAAAACAUUCGAAAUGCAGCUAUGGAGCCGCUCCAUCUAUUUAGAUGGCGUGGCUACCAAAGAAUUUGUUGUUUUUCAAGAUGGCGAGCUCUGAUGUUCUGUUGUUUCUUUUAUAUUUCGGUCAAGGAUUGCCUUAUGGCUUUCAAGUCAAACUUCUUCCAUUAUUUCUGAGGAAACAUAAGUUUUCAUUGUCAAAGGUAGGCCUUAGCCGCCUAUUAAGUUUACCAUGGAUUUUCAAAUUCACAAUAGCACCUUUGAUUGAUAAGUUAUGGUCUUUGAACUCUUGGAUUACUUUGGGCUCGUUAAUUAUGGCCGUAAUUUGCUUUGCAUCAGCCUGGGUGGGAGAACACAAUACUCUUUUGGUUCUGUUCUGGGUGUUGUGGAUGAACAUAACAUCUGCUGUACAGGAUGUUGCAGUGGAUGCCUAUGCAAUUUGCCUGCUAGAACCUGAAGAUCUUGGAAAGGCGAGCACACUACAAGUGGUUGGUUACAAACUGGGUGCAUUAUUUGGAGGAGGUAUUCUUUCUUGGCUCAGUGUAUACUACAGCUGGAAAUGGUUGUUCACCCUCUGGGGCUCUUUUUACAUAGUCAUGUUAAUCAUCUCAGUAAUAAACAUUAACAGUGAAACACGUUCAACAUAUGAAAUAGCAAAGGGAGUAUCAUUGAAAAACCAGGAAAUUAAAGGAAAUCAGUUACGUUCAUCUAUGUCAGUCUCCAAUGAUAAUACAAGUGGCAAGCUUAGUCCUUUAAAGAUCAUUAGAACUACUAUUAGGACUGUUGACUUCUCAUGGCUGAUGUUCUAUGUUGCAACAUACAAAUUAGGCGAACAAGGUGUUGUUAGCAUGCUGCCUUUGUAUCUGAUUGAUCAAAGAAUUCCCCAAGAACAAGUGGGGGUAAUAUUUGGAAUAUUUGGUCAACUGUUCUCAAUCAGUGGUUCAACCAUAGGAGGCUGGAUUGUUAGUCUGCAGUAUGGACACAGGUCAUGGGUGAUUAAAGUACUCCUAUGGACUUCGUAUGCAAGACUAGUACCACUUCUCUCACUUUGGUUGCUGUCCUUAACACAAUUCACAAAAUCUGCAAUUGCAAUCAUUGAAUGUUUCAUACAACUAAGUGGGGGAAUAAUCACAACUGCAACAUUCACACUCAUGAUGUUAAGUUCACAAAAUUCUUUACCUGGUGCUAAAGCAACACACUGUGCUGUUCUUGCCACAUCAGAAGUGUUGGGUAAAUUGCUGAUGAUUUCCUUAUCUGGGAUACUAGUAGAUAUUAUUGGUUACCAGUAUUUCUUUGGAUUGUGCUUUCUACUGGCAUUGUCAUUUCUUCCUGUUUUAAAACAUGGCCUGGUAUCUCAGAGGGAGAAAUCUUCCUAAAGAAAAUCAAAACCUUUCUGGUAAAUUUUGGUUCUUUACCUUCAAAGAUCACAGUCAAACAUUUCUUACCAAAAUAACAUUUAUCACAUAGAUUUUAAUAAUAUUAUGCAAGCUGGAGAAAGAUGUUUUUUGUCUUUUCACAAGCAAGGACAAAGAAAAAAUUCUGAGUCUCCAUGGGGAAUCGAACCUCAGACCUAUGAAUUCUGCUGCACUAUGAUGCUCCACCACACAGCCACAAAGACUCUAUGGUGAGCAAGGCUCAUUACGAAGUUCAUGUACAACAUGGGUCAUGUAAGCU
This is a messenger RNA of Pocillopora verrucosa, 2175 nucleotides long. Its product is annotated as major facilitator superfamily domain-containing protein 3. Gene Ontology annotation, molecular function: transmembrane transporter activity. Gene Ontology annotation, cellular component: membrane. Gene Ontology annotation, biological process: transmembrane transport. The record is from RefSeq and is a predicted model, not a curated record. NCBI's taxonomy places the organism in Eukaryota, Metazoa, Cnidaria, Anthozoa, Scleractinia, Pocilloporidae.